Messenger RNA from Dermochelys coriacea (leatherback sea turtle), 2663 nucleotides. Its product is annotated as CD276 antigen-like. The transcript is spliced from 6 exons. The coding region runs from base 1145 to 2077 and encodes 310 amino acids. The record is from RefSeq and is a predicted model, not a curated record. Lineage: Eukaryota; Metazoa; Chordata; Testudines; Dermochelyidae.
GUGUUGCGGGGCUGGGGCAGAGGGUUGGAGGGGGGUCCGGCCCUGGGCAGAGGGUUGGGGUGCGGGGGGGUGAGCAGUGGGGCAGGGCUGGGGAUGAGGGGCUACUCGCGCUAGCCCUGUGACACGCAGGGGCAUGGCACAACCCUGGUAUCCUCUAGUGGGCCAAGCCGUGCACACCCUCACUGCCGGCACACGCCUGCCUGGCCCCGAGGCCUGGGCUAGCCCCUGCUGCCAGGGCUGUGCUGUGCAGCCAGACCCCCCUGCGUCGUGGGCUUCAGGGAGGGCCAGCCCUGGCUGCCCAGACGGCAGCCUGGCGGCACUAGCUUGGCAGGGCGGAGUCACACCCGAGAGAAGCAGGCGGGGGGGCAGCCAGCGUGCCCAGAGCCUGUGACCCCCGCUCAUCUCGCUAACCUGCUCCCCGCCAGAUUAGUGGGGCUUGGCAGUGGGUUCACUCCUGGAGCGGCUCAUGUCACAGCUGCCAGGGCCCGAGGGGCUUUAUCCAGGCUGGGAGCGCCGGGCUGGCUGGGAAAGGAGCCAUAGGGGAGAGCCGGACAUCUGUCAGGCACAGAGGCGUUGGCCUGGGUGGGUGCCACCCGCAGGGGCUCACAUGCCACCGAGCGGGGGAUAGAGCAAGAUGGCAAUGUACAGGGAUCGGGUGUUGAAAUCCAGGCUCCCCCAGCUAGUCUUAACCCUGGCCACGGGGCCAGCACUGGCAUGAGCGAGGGUUAACAGACUUGCUGCUGCCAAGCACUCGAGAGCAGAGAGGACUUGGCACCAGGCCCAGAGAGCAGGGGCGUGCCAGCCACGCCCGCACGUGAUGGGGCCAACUCAAGCCAGCUCCCAGAGCCCCCUGCGCAGCUCUCCCUCACUCCCCCACAGCUCGCUAUCAGCAGCGGGGCUGGGUGAGGAUGCGGCAGCUGGGCAGAGCCAAAGGGACCGAACGCAGCAGCUGUCCACGGGAAAAUGAAAGUGGCUGUUCAGCCCGGGGGAUGAAGGCUGAAGAGAGGAAACUGGGCUGCCAGGGCCGCUUUCACUUUUCUUUCGCCUCAGCCCGGCUAAGAACAGGAUUGGCGACAGCACAGAGGUUUGGGGUGCGGCCGCAGGGACGUGGCCCCAGUGCUGAUGAGAGAGCACCGGCUGCCCCAUGAGCUCUACUGUUGCUCUCCUACUCCUCACCCAGCUUAGCUCCCUGCGGGGGCUGGGGUCAGACAAGCUGCCUGUGGAGCUGCCUGCUACCUCGGAGGCUGUGCUGGGGGGCACGGCGCAGUUGAACUGCACCUACCCGCCCAUGGCGGACCUGAUCUUAUACUGGACCCGACUGGGGCCGGACAGCGAGAGGAAUGUCUACAUCUACUACCGAGGGGAACACCUGGCCUCGCAUGACGACCUGGCCUAUCGGGGCCGUGCCACUGUCCCAGCUGGGCAGCCCGAGCGUGGGAACGGGGCCCUCUGGCUACACAACGUGACUCUGGCUGAUGAGGGCAGGUACCGGUGCCGGGUAAAGAGCAACCGCGGCAUGGGCGUAAGGGAGACGAAGCUUCAGCUCACAGGUCCCUAUCGUCUAUCCUGGCUCCAGCCCAAGCCCUGCUCCCCCUCCCUGCAGAAUGUGACACUGACAUGCCUCGCAGAGGGCGGCUACCCCCUCGCCACCGUCACCAUCCACGACAGCACUGGCAGGGACUAUGGGGCCAGGACACUGGCUGCCAAGGACCCCCAGGGGCUGUAUAGGGCCGCCCACACAGCUGACGUGCCCUGCUCCUCCACCGCCAGCUACACCUGCAUCGUCAACACCACCUUCCACCAGCAGAACCGCACCAGGACGCUUGUCCUGGAAGAGCCGCAGCUGGCGUGGAAGGGCUGUUCCGGCUUUGGUAUUGGCAUUGGCUUGGCGGCGGUAGUGCUGGUGAGCGGAGCACUCUGGGUAAGCAUCCGCCCUACUCCUGACGCACUCCUGCAGCACCUUGGGGUCCUCACGCACCCGCUGGCCUUGUCUUUCCUUCCUACAGGCUCGGCAGCAGAGGAGGAAGGGGCAGAAGCACCAGGAACCCCACCCCCCGUGAGAGACAGACCAGCCUAGGAAGAGGCCCUGUUGGAGGGCACCGUUCCCACCUGCACAAGGAGGGGGGGACACACCAGACACCCUCCAGGAGCCACCCCCACUUAGCAAACAUCUCGCACCAGUCAGGUCAUUGAGCUUUGCCCCACACCAAGCCCUGGUAUGACCAAGUGGAACUGUUCUUAAUGUUUCCUCUGAAUACUGUAGGGGUGCCUCAGUUUCCCCUAGGCAUUUCGUAAGUCUCUAGGGGAUGGGAUAAGGGGGUGUCAUUGUUGCAGAGCAAAGGGCGAGGGUACGUAAAUGGCGACACUCUGGCUCCUGGCCACUGACGGCCUGGCCCUUCCCCCUGCCAGGUGAGAGCUAAAGGGUGGGAGGACAGAGGAAUCCGGUGCCCUCCUGGCCUGGGAAAGGGACCAAGCCCCGAGGAAGAGGGGCUAGAGGGACAGUCAGUUUGGGGCUGGCUGGGGAUGAGGAGUGAAGUGCAGACGGGGUUGUCUGGCUCACUGCCCCCCCAAAAUGGACCCGGCUGAGGGGUCCUGUUCUCUGCCCCUACAAGCUCUGUGUUAGACCAUGUUCCUGUCGUCUAAUAAACCUUCUGUUUUACUGG